CAGCCAAUCACAGCUCUUGUCAACCAGCUUUAGUAAAGUUCGUAUCUCUCCGCCGUUUGAUUUCACUUCGUCCUUUGAGGAAACAAGCGGCUCUGUUUUUACUCGGCGCUAAAGAUGCGGGUGAACAAACCAGCCCCGACUAUGUGCAACACACAUCGGCUCAAAGUGCGAGAUACGAGCGAAAAGAGCCUCUAGUGAAGAAAAGAAGAUGUAUCUAUGGCGUUUCUCCAUCGCCAUAACCCUCGGCUUGGUGUGGUAUUUUUCAGACUGCGGUCGCACAGUGACACAGUACAUUUUAUGUUUCCUCUUUUGUUUUUCUACCCCGCUGUUAUUCGGGAACAGUGGACGAGAGAGCAGCACUCAGACUGAUGAGGACACGAAGGAAAAUCCUCUCCAGGAAACUGUCGAGGAAAACUUGUUCUGUGACUUGACUGAUGAAGAGAGCAGCGAGCAGGCCGAACCCCUGGAUUCUCAGUAUCCACACGUGAAGAGGUCUCUACAGCAAGUGUUUGAGUGUGCCUACGCUCAGCUGGUCCUGCCUUGGUACGACGUUCCCGAGCCGCGUGAGCACCAGCCUCUGCACCAGGUGCUCAGCAGGGAAGUCGACUUCAUAAUCGACCGGCUCAUUGAGAGAGCCAAAAACUUUGAUGUCUGCCAGGCGGUGGUGGGCUCCAUUCGGAUUUUGACCCAGCACUUGCAUAAUGCGAAGCAGUCUGACAGACAGCUCUUGUUCACUUCCAGAGCAGAGGAGAUCACAGUUCUCCGAGAGUUUUCUGACGCUCUGGUACGUAACCUUUUUCCCAAAUCUCUCUGGGGCCAAGAAGUCAACCGCUGUGCCUUAAAUGAGAUCGUUGCUGUAAAGGGUUUGGGCCUGUUGGUGACAUGGCUGUCCGACCCCGACAACCUGAACCAGUUGGUGGUGAGCCAACUCGACAGCGUGACCCCCAAAGGCUCUGUGGAGGAGCUGUGCGGAUCAGACCUGGAUCAGACCUCGCUGGCUUCACAGGAGGGCGAAGGCGAGGGCAGUCAAGUGAGCUUGGAGGGAGCCGGGAUUUCAACCAGCACCAGGAUCAAGGCCAAAAGGAAAGGGAACAAGUUAAAAGAAGGAUGGUCCAAAUUCGUGUACAAGAUGAAGACCAAGAAGGCCAAGAAGAAGAAGAUGAAGAAGAUGGAGCAGGAGCUGAUGAAUAGGAUCAUGUCGAUCCAGAGAGAUGUGCCCAACGAGGAAGAUGUCAGCAGCAAGGAGGGCUCCAUUCAGAGCCAGCAGGACUCUGACAGGGAGGACAGUGAUCUGGAGAACUACCUGACAAGUGUCCAAGAGGACAUGAUGGAAUUCAAGCUGUCAUAUGAGAUGUGGCGUGUUGGCCGCUGGGCUGUCAGCAUCCCUCAUGCCGACUGGGAGGAUGAGGAGCUAACCUUCACUCUUCACCUGGAGGAGAAAGACAGCCCUGAGAACCUACAGUGGGACAUCAGGAAAACAUACAUGGAUGUUGUUUACUUCCGCAACAGAUGGCAGGACUCGACCAGCCUUUCUAUGAUCCUGGUGCUAGAGCAGUCGGAGGUCAACGAUGAGGUCAAAGAAGAGGCCAAAGAAGAGGCCAGAGUAUCAGUGGAGCACUUCCUUCAGGAAUUAGUCUCUGAUGAUCUGAUUGGCCACACUCAACCGGUUUUUCAGUUCCUCUGCCCUCUUGACAAACUGCUGAAUGAGGAGGAACAUUAUGGAGGCGUGUGGGGCCUUCUGAGUGGUUUGGCGUACUUCCUCACUCCAGGCCAAGAGGAAGAAGAGAACUCGAGCCCUCACACAGAAACCCCGAAAGAAAUCAAAAUGUCAUCUUUUCUAGAAUCCACAGCUCUGACUUUAGAAAAAUCUGAAGCCUCUACUGGGAAGGCCAAUGAUGUUCCCAGUCCUACAAUCCCAGCUAUUGUUAUCUCCCAAUGCGAUCCUCCUUCAGAACCGUCUAAGGAAGCAGAAACUGAAAGCGAGCCACAAUCUGCAAAUGAAAACUGCUCUCAGGACAAAACUGAGGACUCUGAUAAUCCCUUAACCACUCACUUUAAAAUGAUUUUCAAAGGACUGACCCGAUCCAGGUCACAAGAGUCGUUGUCCUCCACAAAAACCACCAGUGAUGAAGACCCGCCCGAUUCAGACUCCACGCCACACUGCAGCCAAAAUGGAGGCGUGCAGGGGGAGAGCGCGGAAGGCCUGUCGUGGCUUCAUUUCAAUGCGAGGUCAAAUAAAAAGGAGAAAACAUGUUUCAAGAUGUCAGGUGGAGCGAACAAGGCCAAAGGGAAGGACCAGGGCACUUUGCCAAGGGUGGAGGACUCCCAGUGUCAGAAGACCCAAGUCAACUGGGAGCAGCUGGAAGCAUCCAAAGCCAUAUUUGAUCUGCUGAAAGAAAUAUCCGGAAACUCCAUCCUCAUAAACAUAUUUGACGCCAUUUUGAAACCUGUUAUGCCAAUCUUGAAAAAAAAAGUGAACACUUUCCUGAACAAGAUGAACCCAACGGAAGUGCAGAUGGCCUCGUAUAUCGACACUAUGCGUGACAAACAAUGGCCAGAGUUUCGACCAGCAGCACCUCCUCCUCCUCGUCCUCCUCGCACCAGUGAGGAGAAGAACGACACCAAGGACAGAGCGCACAACCUCAUCAAUGCCAGAUAUUCAAACUAUCUUGUCCUGAAGAAGACGGACAUGGAGUCUGUUUUUAAUAUUUUCCAGGACAGUGAAGAAAACAAAACGCUGGUAUAUAGCCUCCUGUCAUUCCUGUUGGGGGAAUUUUUUCCCAAUGAGCAUUCCCUAAAUGUGAGUGCAGCUGGCCUGCAGAAAGUGACCAACUCCAGCAACCGAUCUGUGAAUACCUGACUGUGUUUUUAAUGGUACAUUUUAGAAUAGCAGAUUAUUUAUUAAACAUCUUAAAAUGCCUUAAAAUAUGUGUGACCGAACAUAUCAAACAUACUGUGAAUUUACUUUGAACAGUUCAACUGCAUAUUUUAAUGAUUACACCUGAAAUCAGAAACAUUCUUUACUGGAGCCGCUUUUUACUUUUAUUGUUAAACUCAGAGGAGAAAGUAAAUUAUGUUUCAUUUUUACAGUUUGAGUUUCACCCUUUACACUUUAAUUUAAAAUAAUUUACAUUUUCUUAAACAUUUUUGUGUCACUUUGAGCACUUGUAUGGUGGUAUAUGGUAUUUGGCUGGUUAAGUUUUAUAUAAUAUUUCACAAUUAUUUUCACCUAAAUCUGUCAAAGUGGACAACACCACAAAGGAAACUUGAAAUAGUGUUUAUGUAAAUAACUUAGAAUUAAUUCCAAAUAAAAUAUUUUAAUAAAAAGGU
Molecule: messenger RNA, 3330 nt
Organism: Morone saxatilis (striped sea-bass)
Lineage: Eukaryota; Metazoa; Chordata; Actinopteri; Moronidae
Exons: 16
Coding region: 209-2860 (883 amino acids)
Cellular component (GO): intracellular membrane-bounded organelle; early endosome membrane
Molecular function (GO): phosphatidylinositol binding
Source: RefSeq, a predicted model, not a curated record